AUGAGAGAAAUCCUUCAUGUACAAGCUGGUCAAUGUGGAAAUCAAAUUGGUGGAAAGUUUUGGGAGGUUAUGUGUGAUGAACAUGGGAUAGAUCCUUCAGGAAGUUAUGUAGGAAACUCACCCCUUCAACUUGAGAGGGUGAAUGUUUACUACAAUGAAGCAAGUGGUGGAAGAUAUGUUCCUAGAGCUGUUCUUAUGGAUCUUGAACCAGGUACUAUGGAUAGUUUGCGUUGCGGUCCGUUCGGGAAAAUAUUUAGGCCUGAUAACUUCGUGUUCGGACAAAAUGGAGCUGGUAAUAAUUGGGCUAAAGGACAUUAUACCGAAGGAGCCGAGCUUAUUGAUUCUGUCCUCGAUGUUGUUCGUAAAGAAGCCGAGAAUUGUGAUUGCUUGCAAGGUUUUCAAAUUUGUCAUUCAUUGGGAGGUGGAACUGGUUCAGGAAUGGGUACUUUGCUCAUUUCAAAGAUCAGAGAAGAGUAUCCUGAUAGAAUGAUGUUGACGUUCUCGGUGUUUCCUUCUCCGAAGGUUUCUGAUACCGUGGUGGAACCCUACAAUGCAACUCUUUCUGUUCAUCAGCUAGUUGAGAAUGCAGACGAAUGCAUGGUUCUUGAUAAUGAAGCACUCUAUGAUAUCUGUUUCAGAACUCUCAAGCUCACUAAUCCAAGUUUUGGUGAUUUGAACCAUUUGAUCUCAACAACAAUGAGUGGAGUAACAUGUUGCCUCCGAUUUCCCGGCCAACUCAACUCGGAUCUUCGAAAACUAGCAGUUAAUCUCAUUCCUUUCCCACGUCUACACUUUUUCAUGGUUGGUUUUGCGCCCUUAACAUCAAGAGGUUCUCAACAAUACAGUUCCCUCACAAUUCCAGAACUGACACAACAAAUGUGGGAUGCAAGAAACAUGAUGUGUGCCGCAGAUCCACGACACGGUAGAUACUUAACCGCCUCGGCAAUGUUCCGCGGCAAAAUGAGCACGAAAGAAGUUGAUCAACAGAUGAUCAAUGUUCAGAACAAGAACUCGUCUUACUUCGUCGAAUGGAUACCAAACAAUGUGAAAUCAAGUGUCUGUGACAUUCCUCCAACAGGAUUAUCGAUGUCUUCGACGUUUAUGGGGAAUUCGACGUCGAUUCAAGAGAUGUUCAGGCGUGUUUCGGAGCAGUUUACUGUUAUGUUUAAGAGAAAGGCUUUCUUGCAUUGGUAUACUGCUGAAGGUAUGGAUGAGAUGGAGUUUACGGAGGCUGAGAGUAAUAUGAAUGACUUGGUUGCUGAGUAUCAACAAUAUCAAGAUGCUGCUGCAAUGGAAGAUGGCGAGGUUGAUGAAGAGGAAGACGACGAGGACAUUGCUUAG
Messenger RNA from Lathyrus sativus (Indian pea), 1341 nucleotides. The record is from the annotation of a GenBank genome assembly. NCBI's taxonomy places the organism in Eukaryota, Viridiplantae, Streptophyta, Magnoliopsida, Fabales, Fabaceae.